UCAAACAAAAACAUUGAACGUGGUUAUCUUUCAUUGUUUACUGGCUGUAAAAUAUUUGGGAUUUAUUCUUUACAUUGCUUUUUAUUGUUAAAAAAUCCCAAAUCAUAGUUGAAAAGGUGCUCAAAAUAUUUUCCUUCUGUUUCUGCAAUAAAAACUGCAGGAAUAUCAUUUUAUACUACAUUAAUCAUAGUAAGUACAACGAUAUGUAAAAAAUUGAAACUCUAAGAUGAUUCUGGAAGAUAUUAAGGAAAUACUUAUAGUGACUGCCACAGUAAGCACUAUUCUACAGUUUAUGUCUGGGAUGUUGGUUUGUCAAAAAUUCAUGAAAAAAGGUUCAACAGAGCAGGAGUCCGGAUUUCCGUUUAUCGCUGGAUUUCUGUCAUGCUCCCUAUGGUUUCGUUACGGUUUAAUGAUUGAGGAUCAAGCCACGGUGUUGGUUAAUUUUAUUGGAACAAUUCUUAUGUUCGCAUGCGUUGUAACAUAUUACCUAUUCACGCCAAGAAAAAAAGUCGUGAUGAGACAAAUGUUCAUAGUGCUAAUAGUAAUUGUUGUCACACAUUUAUAUGCAAGAUAUGAAGAAAAUACAAAGUUGGCAAUAAAAAGAUUUGGACUCAUUACUUGUUGUACGUCCCUCGUAUUUUUCGCUGCUCCUCUUUCAAAUUUGUACCAUGUGAUAAGGAUGAAGAAUACUGAAACCCUACCUUUCCCUCUCAUUCUAAUGACUUGGGUGGUAUCUCUACAAUGGUAUACCUAUGGAGUCAUCAUCAAAAAUACUUUUAUGCAGUAUCCAAACAUGAUCGGCUUUGUUCUGGCGUCCUUUCAACUUCUAUUAUUUGUGAUUUAUCCAUCGUACCAAUCACCCAAUGUCUAUCUCAAGGACCAGUCAGCUAGAUUGAUCAUCCAAUAACAGUACAAGAGUGAGAGAAACAUGUUUCUAGGUGGUUGAAACAUGUUUGCAGGUGAUUAAAACAUGUGAUUAGUGAGAGAAACAUGUUUCGAGGUGGUUGAAACAUGUUUGCAGAUGAUUAAAACAUGUGAUUUGGUGAUAUAAACCUUUUUAGGUAACUGAAAACAUGUUUUUGAGUUGUUGAAACGCGUUUUUAGAAUAUUUUAACUUGUUUCAGAUGAUUAAUACAUGUGAUUAGUGAGAGAAACAUGUUUCUUGGUGGUUGAAACAUGUUUACAGGUGAUUAAAACAUGUGAUUUGGUGAUAUAAACCUUUUUAGGUGACUGAAAACAUGUUUUUGAGUUGUUGAAACGCGUUUUUAGACUAUUUUAACUUGUUUCAGAUGAUUAAUACAUGUGAUUACUGAGAGAAACAUGUUUCUAGGUGGUUGAAACAUGUUUACAGGUGAUUAAAACAUGUGAUUUGGUGAUAUAAACCUUUUUAGGUGACCGUAAACAAGUUUUUAAGUUGUUGAAACGCGUUUUUAGACUAUUUUAACUUGUUUCAGAUGUUUAAACAUGCGCUUAUGCCAUGUAAACAUCUCUCAGGUGAUUUGAAACAUGUUUUUGGUGACUGAAACGUUUUUAUUUAGUAACUAGCAGGUAACCCGUGCUCCGCAAAGGUCUAUUUUAAAAUUUGAC
Messenger RNA from Nilaparvata lugens (brown planthopper), 1587 nucleotides. RefSeq names its product sugar transporter SWEET1-like. Gene Ontology annotation, cellular component: membrane. Lineage: Eukaryota; Metazoa; Arthropoda; Insecta; Hemiptera; Delphacidae. The transcript has 8 exons. Gene Ontology annotation, biological process: carbohydrate transport. Gene Ontology annotation, molecular function: sugar transmembrane transporter activity. The record is from RefSeq and is a predicted model, not a curated record. The coding region runs from base 227 to 907 and encodes 226 amino acids.